Molecule: messenger RNA, 4272 nt
Organism: Falco peregrinus (peregrine falcon)
Lineage: Eukaryota; Metazoa; Chordata; Aves; Falconiformes; Falconidae
Gene: NRAS
Product: NRAS proto-oncogene, GTPase
Exons: 5
Coding region: 80-649 (189 amino acids)
Biological process (GO): Ras protein signal transduction
Cellular component (GO): plasma membrane
Molecular function (GO): GDP binding; GTPase activity; GTP binding
Source: RefSeq, a predicted model, not a curated record
CGGAAGCCGGAAGCGGCCGGGCCGGGCGUGCCGCGUUCGCGGGAGCGGCGGGGCGGGGGCUGGCGGCGGCGGGAGGGCGAUGACCGAGUACAAGCUGGUGGUGGUGGGAGCCGGCGGUGUCGGCAAGAGCGCGUUGACCAUCCAGCUCAUCCAGAACCACUUCGUGGACGAGUACGACCCCACCAUCGAGGACUCGUACAGAAAGCAGGUUGUCAUCGAUGGGGAGACCUGCUUGUUGGACAUCCUGGACACGGCAGGGCAGGAGGAGUACAGUGCCAUGCGUGAUCAGUACAUGAGAACCGGGGAAGGAUUCCUCUGCGUUUUUGCCAUUAACAACAGUAAAUCGUUUGCUGAUAUUAACCUCUACAGAGAACAGAUCAAGAGAGUGAAAGAUUCAGAUGAUGUGCCAAUGGUGCUAGUUGGGAAUAAGUGUGAUUUGCCCACAAGAACAGUAGACACAAAACAGGCUCAAGAAUUAGCAAAAAGCUAUGGAAUCCCUUUCAUAGAGACAUCUGCUAAAACAAGACAGGGUGUGGAAGAUGCUUUUUACACGCUGGUGAGAGAGAUCCGGCAGUAUCGGAUGAAAAAACUCAACAGCAACGAAGAUGGCAAUCAAGGCUGUAUGGGAUUGUCUUGCGUUGUGAUGUGACAAGAUGCCAAGAAUAUGCGGUUCAGAUGUAGCUGCUGGACGAGUCUCAAUGCUACUGUAUUGCAUCUCAUGCUGAUGCCCUGCAGUAUGUUGGUGCCAGUGACCAGAAUCUUCGUACCAGUUAAUUAGCACAAGGUCUUUUUCUGUGCGCCAUCUGAAGAGGACAUCUGUGGCAUCUACCUCCUUGCUCAGCUAACAGAGCAGUCGCAUCUCUUGAUGUACUGGGAUUUUUUUCUCACUGUGUUAUCUGGGUUUGUUCAAGAAGAAAACCAGUCACAAGUGAACUACAGAGACUAAAUGCUGUGAAAAAGAUGACACUUUACCUCUAGAGUAAAAGCUAGAAGUGAUGUUUGUCCCCUCUCUAUUGGAUUCUGAUUUGCAGUGUUGUCAGAGGAGUGGCACUAAUUGCUUGACAGGUAAUGUCAGAAAUGGUUUUGCACCGUGAAUGCUCCUGUCACGUAUCAUACUGGUAUCCGCUCUCUGUGCACCUCUGCAGCAUAUUUUGAACAUCUCCUUUGUGCUAGGAGUACCACUUAACUGAUCAUUCGUUUUCUGUAAUAAAAAGGAGGUAUCUUUCCUCACUUAAGUGCCUGUUUGCUAAGAAGAUUUGAAGUUGUCUCUUGUUCCCUUGGGUUGAGGAAAACCCCGAUGACUGGAAUUUCUUGGGAGCUAAUUCUCUUAAGCAGGCAAGUCUUGUGUGGGUGAUCUCUUUGCCUGGCAGGAUACUAAAACAGGAAUUAAUUAGCUGGAAGAUCCAGCAGGCACUUGUAAGACUCUUGAACUAGGGAGGGGGACGUACUGCAUCUGUUUUUUACUUUCUUUGUUUCUAGAAAAAUAGGUGGAACUGUUCCUAUUCUAUAUUGGUUUUCUGCAGCAUUCAGAUCUCUUCCUUUUCCAAGUCGGACCAAAUUAGUCAGCUGUUCAUUUUUAACAUUAACUGCCGACAUUUAUGGGCAGCUUCUCGAUAGUUAAUCUAGUAACUGGAGGUUAGUUAGUUUGGUCAGCUGUUAUUCAGCUCUGUGACUUGCAAAUUAUUUUAUUCUGAAAUAUUUUUCUUACUACCAGAUUGUAUACACAGUCUCUUCAAAAUUUCUCUAUAAAGUGUAGGUGGAGAGUCUCCAUGUCAGGGGAGGAGUGUGGGAUUUCGAGUUGACUGUGUUUGGUGCAGUGGUUGUCAUGGCUUAGUCUGUCCAGACAGAGGGGAGAAGGUGAUGAGCUCUAACGGAAACCUGAGCUACCUUCUGAUUGCAGCAUCCUUGCAAAAUGAGGGAGAGAGUUCAGUGCUGACCACACAGAAGGCAUAUGAUGUACUGAUGGGAAUUCUGGGCUUGUUCUACAGGCCUCAAAGUAUGAGAGAAUUGCUACUACAUAAGCUGUGCGAAUACUUCCUAGAACAACAUUGUCACCCCGUUUAAUUGGGACGUAACAAGUGUGGUCACUGUUGCAAAGCCUACUGGUGUUCCUUGUAAUACUGUGUCCUUCCCUAGUUCCUGUGCUGCUGAUGCUGGGUUCCGCUCUGUGUGGUCAGACAGUGUAUCCCACAGCAAAGCUGAAUUCCCAGUUGCUCUCUGAUAGGAGAGUAACGGGCCUUCGGCCAACAGAGGGAGCGUUCCGUCAGUCUGCCAAACCAGCGUGAGCAGAGGAAUUGCAAGAGGCUUGAUUUCAGUUUGUUCAUGUCAGUCAUAGGUCUUAAUUUGGAGUUCUCAAUUUCAAAUGGAAAUUAAAAGUCAGUAAAUACUGAGAGAAGAAAUUGUUUCUGUUAAUAAUGCUUCCUUCACUACUUACAUUCUUAAUUCUCUUCUUGGAAUGAAGAGGAUUGAUCUGCAUCACAUUUUAUCUGUGAUAAUCCUACUAAUAACUUUCUGCAAUUUAUUUUACCCUUGACUGAUGAAACACUGAUAAGAAUUAAAACCAUAAUAUUUUUACAUAAAACAACAUUUUCUAGCAACAUACACAAUGGUGGGCAGCAUUAUGGAUAGCAUUGGCCGUGACUCGAGUCAGGUUUGUUUGAGGAUGAUCUGAUGCCUGCAGAUUAAACGUGGCAGAAUUACUGCCACUGCAAGCUGACAUGUCAUGAGCAAGCAGUGCUUUUCUUUGGUGCAAAAGAGAAAUUAUUUGUGAAAGUACUCUUUGAGCACUAUGGCGGGAGAUGACUGUCUGCUUCUAGAUGUGUGACACAUUAUUGUUCACUUGAUAAAAAUAGAAGUGGAAAAUGAUAGCUUUUGGGAUAUGCAUCUGGUCACAUAGGCUCAGCAUUUUGGAAAGACAGCAACGUGGAAUUUGCAGUGUGUUGGAAUGGUGAGAUCUUGUCAUCUGGGUGCAUGUAUGUUUUUUAAUUAUUUGGGAAACUUAGGAAUUUCUUUCCUGGCAAGCUGUAUCGCAGAGCGUGACUGCCUGCUGCCUGUGGCCAUCGGACACCUUUUGCAGCUGGCAUUUGAUGUUUGGGGGUUGUGUGGUCAAGUAUGGAAAAUUAUUUCUUUUGGAUAGAGGUUCAUCAUAUCAGUUCUCUACAUUGCAUAGCAUGUUCCAGUUGUCAUUAAAAAUGUACUAGCUGUAACCUCAAAAGUUGUGAAUUCUCAGAAUUGUAUGGGAACUGGCAAAUGCAUCUACUUUGUCUUUGGCAUUCCCUUUCUCGUGGGCUAUAUAAAAAUCUCAAAAGGGAAGAAGACCUGGUAAGAGUAGGUGAGUAUGUAUCUCACCUUUGGAACCUUAGAGGGGACUGCAUCGGCUUUCAGGGUGCUCAGAGCUGACCUGCACAGGUGGCACUCCCAUCUGCAUUAUUAUAGUUUCACAUCUAGCAAGUGAUACAGAAUCGGUAUUGUGCCGAUCAUGAGUAUGAAGUAAAGGGUCAUACUUUGUUUCCAGCUGUCUAUGUAAGAGAACCCUGAUCUUGGUGGCAACUGAGAGAGAACUGUGGAAGGACAAAACCCCAAGAACGUUUGGCAGAAUUACCUAGAAGAUAAGCACAUAAGUUUUUGCACAAGACAGAUCCCUAGGAAGGGUGGUUUUGUAGAUUUACUCCAAAUGUUAUUUAGAACUAACAGCACAACACCAUGUUAGUGCCAAGCUAACUUUACUAUCGUGACUGCGAAGAACAGGCAUAAACAACUUAGAUGUAAAAUAUAAAAAAAAGUAAAGCUCUUGUUCAAAAAUUACCAGUGCCAAUAACUGAAAUAUUUAUGUUGUCGCAGACUGCGAACAGCUGUGUAACGAGAUAGUGUAACUCUAUGGCUUGUUACUGUUGAUGUCCCUCCUCCAUGGUCUUGUUCAAACAGCAAUGCUCAAAUUUUGUUCUUAUUGUCAUCAGUAGGACUUUGGAUAGUAACCAUGGUAAUUUUUAGUACAGUUCAAUGACUUAGAACUGCAUUUCAAGCAACUUCAGGCCUAUGGGGGGAAGGAAAGUAGUGGAAGUUUGAACUGCACACUGAUCCUGUAUGUGGUCCUUUACUCCCCAGGCCUUUUUGUGUAACUUCCAGGAUAGUAGGGAACUGUUGGGAUCUGGACUUUUUAUCCAAGGGCUAAUUUUUGUUGUUACUUUGUAUAAUUAUUUGCUUUCAAUAAUGCAUCUCUUUUCAUUUGAAGUAAAUUAUUUUGCUUCUUAAUAAAUUUUUUUAAGGAAUAAA